Messenger RNA from Truncatella angustata, 2470 nucleotides. Its product is annotated as P-loop containing nucleoside triphosphate hydrolase protein. NCBI's taxonomy places the organism in Eukaryota, Fungi, Ascomycota, Sordariomycetes, Amphisphaeriales, Sporocadaceae. Bases 35 to 2371 code for a protein of 778 amino acids. Gene Ontology annotation, molecular function: ATP binding; RNA binding. The transcript has a single exon. Gene Ontology annotation, cellular component: intracellular anatomical structure; catalytic step 2 spliceosome. The record is from RefSeq and is a predicted model, not a curated record.
AAGCUACAUACCUCAACAUACCAGCAACAUCGAAAUGGAGCGACCUGCGAAGCGCCGUAAAGGCGAAAAACAUGCUCACAACCCUGAUUUAAUCAUGGUUGGUGGGAGAUUGGUGGAUAUGGGAUUCUCCAGGGUAAAGAAAUCGGAUGAUGCAGGAAAACCCAAACCUAAGGACCAGGACCAGGACCAGGCGCAGGAAGCCAUGCAGAAGGCAAAAGCCGAGCCUGAGUCUGGCAACGCUAAAACCCACAAGAAAUAUCGGAAGAGCGACAAUUCAAGGGAGAAUGGCACGACGCAUGUCAAGAAAGGCCCGGAGGCGGACUCGCCUCUGCUGAAGGCCCGCAAACAAUUGCCCAUUUGGUCGCAUAAAGACCAAAUCACUUCAAGUCUUAGAAACAACGAUGUUCUUCUCGUCGUUGGAGAGACUGGUUCGGGAAAGAGUACGCAAGUUCCACAAUUCCUUUGCCACGAACGCUGGUGCCAGAGAAAGAAGAUCAAGGUGCCUGGGCAGUCGGACCUGGUCAAUGUUGGCGGAGUGGUCGCGAUCACCCAACCACGUCGUGUGGCAGCAACUACCCUCGCAAACCGUGUCGCAAAGGAAAUGGGCACACCCCUCGGAUCGACAGGUGGGACACGCGAGGGUGCCGUUGGUUACUCCGUCCGAUUCGACCACAAUGUUCCCAAGGGUACUAAGAUCAAGUUCCUAACCGAGGGUAUGCUGCUCCAGGAAUUGUUGAGGGAUCCGAAUCUGCGACAGUAUAGUGCUGUAGUGGUGGACGAGAUCCACGAGAGGAGUGUGGACGUCGACUUGAUAGCUGGAUUUCUGAAACAGAUCGUCACUGGUAACAAGGCCGGUCGUGGUGGCUUACCACUGAAAGUUGUUGUCAUGAGUGCCACGGCCGACGUCGAGAAGCUCUCGGAUUUUUUUAAUCCAGCUGCAGAGACUAAACCAGGGGAUGAAUCCUCAGUGCAAGUCAUGCGUAUCAAGGGACGACAGUACCCAGUAGAUAUCAGGCAUACUCCGUCACCAGUACCAGAUAUACGGGAAGCACUCUACAACCAGAUCAAGAAGAUUCACGAGCAGGAACCCCUUCCCGGUGAUAUUCUAACAUUUCUCUCUGGACAAGAAGAUAUCGAAGCACUUCAGCGACAAAUAGAGGAAUACGGAGCAUCACUAGCCUCGGAUGUGCCCAAAAUUAUUGCCUGUCCGCUGUAUGGACAACUAUCGGUUCAGGCACAACAGGCAGCUUUCCAACCAGCACCAACAAGGUUCACGAGAAAAGUUAUCCUGGCCACCAAUAUUGCAGAGACGUCCGUCACAGUUCCUGGUGUCCGACAUGUGAUAGAUGGUGGUAAGGCCAAAGUCAAGCAAUUCAGAUCUCGACUAGGACUGGAGUCCCUGCUGGCCAAGCCAAUAUCCAAGUCAUCCGCUCUUCAACGAGCUGGUCGUGCUGGACGUGAAGGCCCUGGAAAAUGUUUUAGACUCUAUACCAAGGAGACAUAUGAAGCUAUGAAAGAUGCUGAUCUCCCUGAAAUCCUACGGAACGAUGUCCUUGGAGCAGUGUUGACCAUGAAGGCACGUGGUAUCAAUGACGUUUUCUCAUUUCCUUUGAUGGACUUUCCCGACGUCGACUCAGUCGAGAAGGCACUUAUACAACUACAUUUCUUGGGCGCAAUUGGCGACGAUGGAGCAAUCACUGAUAUUGGAAGAAAAAUCGCUCUGUUCCCCGUUACAGCGCCAUACGGUCGCGUCCUUCUGGCGGCUGCUGAUCCUGAAUACGACUGUCUCCUCGAGGUCAUCGACAUCAUAGCUUGCAUCACUUCAGGCGAGACCAUCUUUCAUCAGCUGAAUAUGGAAGAGGAACAACAAGAAACUGAAGACAUGCGUAAAGCACUCUAUCGGCGAGAAGGCGACAUCUUGACAUACCUUACGACGAUGCAGCAAUACACGGCAGAGCAUGCAGACCGAGUCGAUUGGUGCAAGAAGCGCAAAGUCAACGUUCGCAAUAUGAGGCAGGCAUUGAACAUCCGUAAUCAGCUACGGAGCCAGUGUCUAAAGGACAAGCUGCUGAAAGAGAAGCCUGAGCCGGAUCCCGUACCAUUUGUCCCGAUGGCCCCGGAGCGAGCAGAAGCACUGCUGAAAUGUUUCUUGAAGGGUUUUGUUACCAAGUGUGCUCUGCUUGCGCCAGAUGGGAGCUACGUCACUACGCAAGGGAAGCACAUAGUUGCAAUACACCCAUCGAGCGUCUUGCACGGACAAAAGAAAGAGGCUAUCAUGUUCUUGGAACACGUUUUCACUCAGAAGAAUUACGCAAAGAAAGUUAGCGCAAUUCAAGCGGACUGGGUUAUCGAGGCGCUCGGAGGCAAUUAGGAGCGUUAGGAAGGCGAGGAGAGGGAGCAUAGCCGUUGCUAGUAGGAAUGACAUAUAUACCCUUAGUUUUGUAUUGAGCUACAAUUCAUGGCUGGUUAU